Molecule: messenger RNA, 2412 nt
Organism: Adineta ricciae
Lineage: Eukaryota; Metazoa; Rotifera; Eurotatoria; Adinetida; Adinetidae
Source: the annotation of a GenBank genome assembly
AUGUCUAAUGAACAGCAUUCAUUAAAAGAAUCGUUACCAUUACCAUUUACUCUUCAUUCAUCAUGUCUUCAUAUGCAGGUCAAAGCUGGUUCGAGAACGAAAAACUUGGUUGCUUAUGUUCGACGUAAAUUGUCUUCAGCUGAUAAUUCAAUUGAACAAAUCACAUGGAAUGCAACGGGCGAUGGCAUAACAAAAGCGAUUGCAUGCGCUGAAAUGCUCAAACGUGAAUCUAAUCUUACAUUUCAUGAAUAUGUACAAAUUGGUUAUAAGGCAAAAGAUGUAAAAAUCUCGAUAACAGAAAAGACCAAAUUGAAUAAAGAUAUUCCGUCAAUUUGUGUUCUUCUAUCAAAAGUUCCUUUGAACUCAAUCAAAACGAAAAUGUCCAGUAUUGCAUUUAUUUUUAAUAUUAUUUUUUCACUGAUAAUCACAUUAAUCUUCCUUUAUCGUUGUGGUAACUAUCGUCGACAGCAUGUGGUUACAACCAUCGCUGUAUUUAUUGCUUGGUUCUUUUCCACACUGACUAUUUUCAUCCUUCCAUUGGACAUAUCGCUUGCAAUAUAUCGAGACUGUGUCACGCACCCAGAACCAGUCACCGUCAAACCACCGACGAGCAACAAUUCAUUGAUAAACAAUUCAACAGCCGUAGUUUGUCCUCGACCGUGGUCCUAUGUUGAUCGGAAUGUCUAUGCGGUGUUAUGGCAAGUCGUGUUUUGGACAUCACAAGUGUUAACUUGGUACUUAGAACCGCUGAUCUUGCCAUUGAUGCAAUCAUUCCGUGAGACAGGAGAAUUUUCCAUUAAAGGAAAAAUUCGAUAUACAAUUAAAGCAAAUUUAAUUUUCUAUGGCACGCUACUAUUGCUCUUCAUUAUUCUUGUAAUUUAUGUAGCAACGAAAGUUACGAUGGAUUCGUCAAGUUUUACGGCAACAUUGGUUGCGGCUAGUACAACUUGGGGUUUAUUUCUUCUUGUUCUGAUGCUUGGCUAUGGUCUUAUUCAAGUUCCGAAGAAUAUUUACAAUCAUUCACGAACAAGUUAUAUGCUUGCACACACACAAUUUAAGUUAUCCCGACUUUACAAUGAAAAAGUGGAUGUUGAAGAGCGUUUAGAUUCGCUGAUCGAUGAUGUCAUCAAAUUUUGUAUGCAAAUCAAAACUACUGAUCCAUUACGUCCAUGUCUCGAACAGAUAAUCCAAAUCGUACCUGAACAAUAUUCAAAUCGAAUUCAAUUGACAUUGAAUGAUUACGCAAAUAAUCGUAUAUCGAUUCCGAAUCGUUUUACUGAUGAUGAUGAAAAAGAAAAACAAUUAAUUAAGUUACACGAACGAUUAAAAACCAAUAUUCACGUCCAUAAUCGUGUACAAGUGUCAUGGACUCGCCAAAUCAAUGAGGCCUUCUAUUUUGAGGAUAUCGUUAAAAACGCUGAAAAUACGAAUCAUGAAUUCGUUCGAACAAAUCCAUCAUCAGCCACAUGGUUACGACGAAAAUUAUUCGAUAAACAUCCUAAACUAGAAUGGUACACUUAUUGUGUCCUCCGUCCGUGGGGACUUCGUCUUCUUGGUAUUGGACUUGGUUUAAUUUCACUGUUGGUGAUCUGGUCGGAGAUGACCUUUUUCAGUACUUCACCUGUUCUGUCUAUCUUCGCACAAUGUGUUACAGCUGCCAGUCGACAUUAUUCAUAUUUGACGAUUGAAAUAUUCUGUUGUUUAAGUAUUGCAUAUUUAUGUUUAUGUGCAUAUUAUACAAUCUUUCGUAUUCGUAUAUUAAAUUAUUUCUAUCUGUCAUUGUACCAUUUAACGGAUGAAAACAGUUUGAUAUUUGCAGCAACAUUUCUUUGCCGUUUAACUGCACCAUUGUGCUAUAAUUUUCUGGGUAUGAUCCAUUUAGACCAAGCUAUCACACAUAAAAUUGAUCAUGAAGAAACAGCAUUCACAUCGAUUAUGGGUCAUUUGACAGCAAUCAAAAUUGUAUCGGUCGGAUUCAACUUUUAUUUUCCAAUGUUAAUAUGUCUAUUAAGUUUUGGAACGUUUUUUCGACUGGGCUCAAGAUGUUUACAUGCGUGUGGUUUUCGACAAUUUUUCGAUGAUGACGAUGUUUCAACUGAAUAUGUUGAAGAUGGAAAGAGCUUAAUGGCAAGAGAGCGUCGAAAUUAUGGUGGAGUUGAUACGUUGGCGAAUACAACCACGGCAACGCAACGUCGAGAUCGAAGAAGAGAACUGGAAGAGAAAUAUGGUUUAAGAUCAGCAAGAGCAAUGGCAGCAAAUAAUCUCUAUGGUGAUGAUCCAAUGAUUUCAGAAACUCGUCCACUGAUUUCCAAUACUGACGAUCCUCUGAUAGAUACUCAGCCGGAACCGUCUAUUCGUCCAGACUCGUCGGAUCCAGCCGAUCUUAGUUCAACUAUAAUAAUCGAUGCAUAA